CUAAAGGUGGGGUAUUCAAAGAAAAUGACACUAAGAUGACCAAAGAGGACGGAGCUGGGCACGUGAAUGUGGACGAAGUAAACGGCGAUGCAGUACAUCACAAAGGAGAAAUAGCAUCAAAAAUAUGUGAAGUCACUCCACUGAAGCCAGCCAAAGGUAAUGUUCACUUCAAAAUUCUGGUACCGUCGAUUGCUGCUGGUGCAAUCAUCGGCAAAGGCGGUGAAGCAAUAACAGAGAUUCAAAAUCAAACAUCAGCCAAAGUGAAGAUGUCCAAAGCAAAUGCCUUCUAUCCAGGUACAACUGAACGAGUGUGCUUAAUUGUUGGUACUAUUGAAAGCAUACUCCGUGUAUUUCAAUAUAUAUCUGAAAAAAUUUAUGAGAAACCAGAAUCUGUUCCAAGAACUGGCUGCGAAGGUCGAAUACCUACUGAGAGGCAUAAACAGGUCAAGAUUCUAGUACCCAACAGUACUGCUGGCAUGAUUAUAGGAAAGGGUGGCAGCUUCAUUAAAGAACUGAAAGACACAACAGGAGUAUUUAUCCAGGUUUCUCAAAAGUCUAAAGAGCUUAAUUUGGCUGAAAGAUGCGUUACUGUGGCAGGUAACUCCAGGUUUUAUUUGUUUAUGAUUGAUAUGCAUAAAUCGCAACAUUAA
This is a messenger RNA of Trichobilharzia regenti, 650 nucleotides long. The record is from the annotation of a GenBank genome assembly. Lineage: Eukaryota; Metazoa; Platyhelminthes; Trematoda; Strigeidida; Schistosomatidae.